AUGACCACAUUAUCGUUGGCAGCUAAAGCUCCACUGAUUGACUAUGCCUCGCUAGUGGCUUCCGCAUUUGUUAACACCGGAACAGAUAACCAAAUCACCUUGGAUUUUCAGGAUGUCAAGGAGUUGGAGAAGGACAUUACUGUUUCUGUCUCCAAAGAUGAGAAAGUAGUUGCCUCCAAUAUUGACAAUGUGUUGAACUUUUUUGCCGAAGAAUACCCUCAAGUCAUUAUUGGUAAGGAGGAGGCACAAGAAUGGAUCAAGUUUGCCAAAGAUGAGCUGACUGUGAAGGAUUUUAAGAAGCUUUCUGUUUCCUUGGAAAAGUUAGAGUCACACCUGAACUUCCGUUCUUUCAUUGUCGGGUUCAAGUUCAGUCUCUCUGAUAUUGCUGUCUGGGGUGUAUUAAGAGCCAAUCCUUUGAUGGGAUCAGUUAUUAAGAACUCCGUUUACAUCAAUGUUACCAGAUGGUACCAAUUCUUAGAGUCAGAUAAGAGAUUUGGCGCUGUCGUGGAAUUGAUGACCAAAUCUAUCGCUGAGAUACGUAAGCUAGCUAAGCAACAAUCUACUGGUGGUAAGAAGGAAGGCCACAAGGCUAACUUUGACAUCGAUUUGCCAGGUGCCAAAAUCGGAGAGGUGGUCACCAGAUUCCCUCCUGAGCCUUCUGGAUAUUUGCACAUUGGACAUGCCAAAGCGGCCGUACUCAACAAAUACUUUGCUGAUAUGUACAAGGGUAAGCUGAUUAUCAGAUUCGAUGAUACCAACCCCUCCAAAGAGAAAGAGGAGUUCCAAGAUUCCAUUUUAGAAGACUUGAAGUUACUUGGAAUAAAAGGUGACAAGAUCACUUACUCUUCGGAUUACUUUCAAAUCAUGUAUGACUACGCUGUUCAGAUGAUCAAGGACGGUAAAGCUUACUGUGAUGACACUCCAAGUGAACAAAUGAGAGCUGAAAGAAUGGACGGUAUCAAAUCCUCCAGAAGAGACAGAACAGUCGAGGAGAACUUGCAGAUUUUCACAGAAGAGAUGAAGAACGGAACAGAAAUUGGUCUUAAGAACUGUUUGAGAGCAAAAAUCGAUUACGAGAACCCUAACAAGGCCCUUCGUGACCCUGCUAUUUACAGAUGUAACUUGACUCCUCACCAUAGGACAGGUACGACUUGGAAGAUGUACCCAUUGUAUGACUUCUGUGUCCCAAUUGUUGACUCUCUUGAGGGCGUUACUCAUGCUUUACGUACCAAUGAGUACCGUGACCGUAAUCCUCAAUAUCAAUGGAUGCUAGAAGCUUUGGGGUUGAGAAAAGUCCACAUUUGGGAUUUUGCUCGUGUCAACUUUAUCAGAACUUUGCUUUCCAAGCGUAAGUUGCAGUGGUUUGUUGAUAAGGGAUAUGUUGGAAAUUGGGAUGAUCCUAGAUUCCCAACCGUAAGAGGUGUUCGCAGAAGAGGUAUGACUGUCGAAGGUUUAACGAACUUCAUUAUCUCUCAAGGUCCUUCCAAGAACAUCAUCAACUUGGACUGGAAUUUAAUCUGGGCUGUCAACAAAAAGAUCAUUGACCCAAUUGCCCCUAGACACACCGCUCUUAACAAGGAGAACAUUGUUCCUGUCAAACUUACUGGUGCUCCAUCCUCUGCUGUCAUUGAAGAUAAACUAAAACACAAGAAGAACCCAGAAGUUGGUUACAAGAAGGUUAUUUUCAUCGACAACGUCUUGGUAGAGCAAGACGAUGCUGCUACUUUUGAAGAGGGUGAAGAAAUCACUUUCAUGGACUGGGGUAAUGUGAUUGUUGAUAAGAUUCAUAAGAAUGAUGCUGGUAUUGUAACCUCCAUUGACGCUACUUUGCACCUGGAGGGUGACUUUAAGAAGACCAAGAAGAAGAUCAAUUGGUUGGCCAACACUGAUGACAAGGUUGAAGUUGAAUUGGUCGAUUUUGACCACCUAAUUACUAAAGAUAAACUGGAAGAAGGUGACAACUUUGAAGACUUCAUUACGCCAACCACUGAGUUUCACUCUAUUGCUGUCGCCGACUUAAAUGUGAAGGAUAUGAAGGUUGGUGACAUUAUCCAGUUCGAGAGAAAAGGUUAUUACAGACUGGACUCUGAUAAAGAUGGUAAAUAUGUUUUCUUCACCAUUCCAGAUGGUAAAUCUGUCAACAGAUAUGGUGCUAAGAAAUAG
This is a messenger RNA of Komagataella phaffii GS115, 2163 nucleotides long. Its product is annotated as Glutamyl-tRNA synthetase, cytoplasmic. NCBI's taxonomy places the organism in Eukaryota, Fungi, Ascomycota, Pichiomycetes, Pichiales, Pichiaceae. The coding region runs from base 1 to 2163 and encodes 720 amino acids. The transcript has a single exon. Gene Ontology annotation, molecular function: ATP binding; glutamate-tRNA ligase activity. Gene Ontology annotation, cellular component: methionyl glutamyl tRNA synthetase complex; cytosol; cytoplasm. The record is from RefSeq and is a predicted model, not a curated record. Gene Ontology annotation, biological process: glutamyl-tRNA aminoacylation; translation.